UCAUUAUAACAAAUGCAAUCCUUCUGUUGGUAGUCUUAAAAGGAGUAAGACUGUUCCGCGAAGGGAAUAGACCGAUUGAAAUAAUACGUACAGUACACUUUUUUUUAUCAGGCUCAACUUUAAUCGGACAUCGUUCACCAUAGAAACAGAUUGUGAUUUUUCUAUAGCAAUUAUUAUUUCUUUAUAUGUUCAUAUAUGAUAUUGACGAUAUUAUAUUAUAUUAUAUCUACAUUUUAUAAGGAUAUACGCAAGUAUAUUUCAAAACAUUCAACAAUGUCUACUAUUGAACAAUUUAAAGAGUGUGCAAAAAUGCAAACUGCUAAAGAACUUUAUGUUGGAAAACAAUAUAAAGAAGCAUUAAAAGAAUAUAGUGAACUUAUUGAAUUAUAUCCAAAUAAACCAUUGCAUUAUGCAAAUAGAGCUGCAUGUUAUAUGAUGCUUGAUAAAUAUCCUUAUGCUUUGGAUGAUGCAAAAAAAUGUAUUGAAUUGGAUGAAAAACUAUACAAAGCAUAUGUAAGAAUUAUAAAAUGUUGUCUGAUUUUGGGAGAUAUUAUUCAAGCUGAAACUACUUUAUCUAAGUUAUUAGAAAUUGAUCCUGAAAAUAAAGGAAUUACCACAGAAAAAAAAGACUUAGAAUAUGUGAAAAAGUUUCUUAAAGAUGCUGAUAUUGCAUAUGCUGCUAAGGAUUAUCGUAAGGUUGUAUAUUGUAUGGAUCGUUGUUGUGAUGUGAGUACUCGUUGUACAAGUUUUAAAUUAAUCAAAGCAGAAUGUUUAGUAUUUUUGGGAAGGUACCAAGAAGCACAAGAGAUAGCAAAUGAUAUUUUGCAUGUUGAUAAACAAAAUGCAGAUGCUAUAUAUGUUCGUGCUAUGUGUCUAUAUUUCCAAGAUAAUAUUGAUAAAGCUUUUACACAUUUUCAACAAGUACUUAGAUUGGCUCCAGAUCAUGCUAAAGCAUUAGAAAUAUAUAAACGAGCUAAAAAUUUAAAAAAGAAAAAAGAAGAAGGAAAUGCUGCUUAUGAAAAAGAACAAUAUCAAAAAGCAUAUAAAUUAUAUACUGAAGCCUUGACUAUAGAUCCUCAAAAUAUUGUAACAAAUGCAAAACUUCAUUUUAAUAAAGCAACAGUGGCAGCAAAGUUAUCUCGAUUAAAUGAGUCAAUAAUAGAAUGCACAGAAGCAUUGAAAUUAGAUAAAAAUUAUCUUAAAGCUCUCAAGAGAAGAGCAGCUUCUUAUAUGGAAUUGAAAGAAUAUGAAAAAGCUGUUCAUGAUCUUGAGAAAGCCUGUAAAAUGGAUAAAAGUUGGGAUAACAAACGAUUGUUAAUGGAAGCCAAAAUGGCAUUAAAAAAAUCAAAAAGAAAAGAUUAUUAUGAGAUUUUAGGAAUAGAUAAAAAUGCAUCUACUGAUGAUAUUAAAAAAGCAUAUAGGAAACGUGCAAUGGUACAUCAUCCUGAUCGACAUCCUAAUGCAACGGAAGGAGAAAAAAAAGAACAAGAAAAAAAAUUUAAAGAAGUCGGAGAAGCCUAUGGAAUUCUUUCUGAUCCUAAAAAACGAUCGCGCUAUGAUAGUGGACAUGAUAUUGAUGAUACUGAUGGGGGAUAUCAAGAUGUUGAUCCAAAUGUAGUAUUUCAAACAUUCUUUAGUCAACAUGAUGGUUAUCAAUUCCGCACGGAUGGUUUUACUUUUCAUUUUGGUUAACAGCAUUCCAAAAAUAUUUCUUUUUCUUCUACUAACUUAAUCUCUUAAAAAAAUCGUUUUACUUUAGAGAUGAAUAUAUUGGAUUUGUUUAUAAUGGCAGACAUAUACAUUAAAAACAUUUUCUAUUAAUUAGAUAAAUUCUAUUGAUCGUUAUAUCAUAUAGAAAGGAUAAAAAACAUAAAUUAAUUAAAAAAAAUUAAUU
Messenger RNA from Apis florea (little honeybee), 1894 nucleotides. It is a transcript of the gene Tpr2, whose product is annotated as Tetratricopeptide repeat protein 2. Gene Ontology annotation, molecular function: protein binding. The record is from RefSeq and is a predicted model, not a curated record. NCBI's taxonomy places the organism in Eukaryota, Metazoa, Arthropoda, Insecta, Hymenoptera, Apidae.